AUGGCCGCAUCAACCAAAUCCCUCUCGUCGCUGCUUGCGCAAGCCACCAUCGCCGACCACGACGAAGUGCUCACGGCCGCCAAUGCAGCCCUGGGCAGGUCCAAGGGUGAUUUGGAUGCGCAGCACACCAAAGCAGUAGCGCUGCUCCAUCUGGACCGCUACGCGGAUUCAUUGCAAGUGUUUGAGGGUGCACACGAGCUGCAGGAGAAGGCGCGGUUCGAGUACGCAUACGCCCUCUACAAGACUGGCAAUGCAGCCAGGGCUGCCCAGGUAGCCGCAGCGGCAGGGCCAGACGCCGGCCGGGGGAUGAAGCACAUGCUUGCCCAGGCCGCAUACCGCUCGGAGAACUUCGCGCACGCCACCAAGAUCUACCGGGACCUCGCCGACCAGAACGUGCAAACCGAAGAGUACGAUAUCCGCAUCAAUGCGGGCGCCGUCGAUGCACAGCUCGAGUGGACAGGCCAAGGCGAGCUUGCCCAGAAGAAGCAGCCCACACGUGAGGACCUCGACGUCUUCGAGACUGCCUUCAACGCAGCAUGCGGCAGCAUCUCUCGCAAUGAAUUUGGCCAGGCCCAAGUGUGUCUGAAGCGCGCCAAGGACCUGUGCAAUGCUCUCUCGGACCUCAGCGAGGAAGAGAAGAAGGCCGAGUUGCUGCCAAUUACCGUGCAGCAGGUCUAUGUGCUCACGCAAUUGGGCAAGACGGAUGAAGCAGAGGAGCUGGCCACCAAGAUCCCCUUCGCUGACAUCAAGGAGCUCUCAACCCGCUACAUCGCCCAGGUCAACACCAUCGCCGCCUCGAAGCAGCACUCGAACCCGUACCUUUCACAUCGUCUGUUCCACGCAUCGCCGCAGCCCCCCGUCACCGACCAGCACUUCUCCUACCAGUCCAACAUCCUGCGACAAGACGAAUAUGUCAUGGCCCUGCUAUCGCAAAAGGUCGCUGGCGUCGCAUCGUCCACCGAGAAAGUCAUCUCUGCAUCGCCUGCUCCGUCCCUGUCCCCUGCCAUCAAUAUGGCGGCGGUGCUCAACGCAGCAGCCCACGCCAGGAACGCAGACACCGAGAAGGCUGCGCUGAGGGAAAUAGUACCAUUGCUGGAAAAGAGACCGACCGAUGUGGGUCUAAUACUAACUAUAACACACUUAUACGUCAUCACCAACAACUACGCUGCGGCAACACAUCUCCUAGAAUCCUUUUUCAAGCGUUUGGAACAGAGUGCCUCAGCGUCCGAUCUCGACGUACGGUUCGCACCAGGGCUGAUUGCCGCACUCGUCUCCCUGUACGCACAACAAGGCCGGCCCGGCGCGUCAAAGAACGAGCUAGCAAAAGCAGCCGAAUACUGGCGGAAGCCUCACAAGUCGAAAACAGAGGCCCCAUCAAAGUCUCUCAUGGUCGCUGCCGGUACCGCCCUCCUUGAUACUCAUAAUCCAGAUAACGUUAGAUCUGCAGGAGAGAUCUUCAAGGGCUUGUACAACCAGGAUAACGAAGAUCGAGCGUCUAUCGCUGGUCUCGUAGCCGCAUACAGUAUCACAGAUCCAUCGUCAAUACCUGCGGAUCUUUUGUCUUAUCUACCAGAAGCCAACCGACUGGUAUCCGACGUGGAUGCCGUUGAACUUGAAAAUGCAGGCGUCCCACUCGGUAGCCUCACGUCGGUCAAUUUUGGAACAGAAUCCCGGAAACGUAGCCUUGCACCAGCCAAGGAGGCGCCGGUCAGAGCGAAGAGGUUGCGCAAGUCGAGAAUGCCAAAGGACUAUGUCAAGGGUAAGAAGAUGGACCCCGAAAGAUGGCUCCCUAUGCGUGAUAGGAGCUACUACCGUCCAAAGGGCAAGAAAGGAAAGAAGAGAAUGGAAGGCCUUACCCAGGGUGGAGUCGUGGCAGACGACAAGGGAACACCAGCCGCUCAGGAGAAGAAGGGUGGCGCUGAGAAGGGGAAAAACAAGAAGAAGGGCAAGGGUGGCAAGUGGUAG
Molecule: messenger RNA, 1965 nt
Organism: Alternaria incomplexa
Lineage: Eukaryota; Fungi; Ascomycota; Dothideomycetes; Pleosporales; Pleosporaceae
Exons: 3
Coding region: 1-1965 (654 amino acids)
Biological process (GO): SRP-dependent cotranslational protein targeting to membrane
Cellular component (GO): signal recognition particle, endoplasmic reticulum targeting
Molecular function (GO): protein binding; 7S RNA binding; ribosome binding
Source: RefSeq, a predicted model, not a curated record